Molecule: messenger RNA, 4074 nt
Organism: Paramormyrops kingsleyae
Lineage: Eukaryota; Metazoa; Chordata; Actinopteri; Osteoglossiformes; Mormyridae
Product: cathepsin S-like
Biological process (GO): proteolysis
Molecular function (GO): cysteine-type peptidase activity
Source: RefSeq, a predicted model, not a curated record
ACAAAAGUGAAAUACGGGUCAUGUAAAACAGUAGCUUCGCAGAAGUGGCGGUCACGUGGUCAUAAGGAGUACUACUGUAGUUUUAUUUUAGGGAAGUGUUUCCUUUGCACGCCAGACUUUCAUCGGAUUAAGUUAACUCCUGCGGAGCACUUUAUAGAAUGAUGUGGAGGUUCCUGUUUAUUGCCGCACUGUCUGGAGGGGCAGCGGCCCUGGUCAGUCAAGACCUGGAUCAGCACUGGGAGAUGUGGAAGAGCACGCAUAACAAGUCCUACCAGCGCAAGAAUGAAGAGCUGAUACGGAGGCAAACUUGGGAGAAGAACCUCCAGCUGAUCACCCUACACAACCUGGAGUUCUCCAUGGGGAUGCACACCUAUGACCUAGCUAUGAACCACCUGGGGGACUUGACCACUAAGGAAAUUUUCUCAAAAUUGGCUAUGACUCGUGUUCCUUCGAAUUUCAAAAGUGAACCAUCUGCAAUUGUGGGAUCUUCUGGUGCUGCUGUGCCUGACGCCUUCGACUGGAGGGAGAAAGGCUAUGUCACUGAAGUGAAGAUGCAGGGCGCUUGUGGAGCAUGCUGGGCAUUUAGCGCAGUGGGGGCCCUUGAGGGCCAGCUGAUGAAGACUCAAGGGAAGCUGGUGUCCCUUAGCCCUCAGAACCUGGUGGAUUGCUCAUCCAAGUAUGGCAACAAAGGAUGCAAUGGUGGUUUCAUGAAUGAAGCCUUCCAGUAUGUCAUUGACAACCAAGGCAUAGACUCUGAUGCCUCCUACCCUUAUACUGCCCAUGAUGAUCCAUGUAAAUACAACCCAGCCAACCGGGCUGCCAACUGCACAAGAUACAGUUUUUUGCCUGAGGGAAAUGAAGAUGCCCUGAAGGAAGCUGUGGCCACCAUUGGACCCAUCUCUGUGGCCAUCGAUGCCACCCGGCCAACGUUCGCAUUCUUCCGUAGCGGUAUUUAUAAUGAUCCAACUUGCACCCAGAAGAUAAACCACGCUGUCCUUGUAGUGGGUUAUGGCACAUUGAACGGUGCAGACUACUGGAUAGUGAAGAACAGCUGGGGAAAAACCUUUGGUGAGCAAGGAUACAUUAAAAUGUCUCGGAACAAUAAAGACCAAUGUGGCAUCGCCCUGUACGGCUGCUAUCCCGUCAUGUAAUACCCACAGAAAUGGCUGUUUCCCAAGAGCACUGUUCCAACUGUGAUGGUCAUAAGUCCUCACGUUUUGAAAGAGCCAAGCCAACUGCUCCACUUCUGUAUUUUCAGUUGCCCAAUGCUGUUUUUUCAGUUGCCCAAUGCUGUUUUUUCAGUUGCCCAAUGCUGUUUUUUCAGUUGCCCAAUGCUGUUUUUUCAGUUUGGUUUUUCUCUGCCACUCUAUUCUUAUCUUUUAACAUCCAGACUUCCAGUCUUGGCACGGUGGUGCAGUGAUUAGUACUGCUGCCUUACACAUCUGCAGUCUGCAGUUUGAGUCUCCACUCAGGCUCCAUGUGUGUGGGGUUUGCAUGUUCUCCCCAUGUCGUCGUGGGGUUUCCUUGAGUUUUUCUGGUGUGCCUUGUGGUAGAUCAAUGCCCUGUCCUGGGUUAUUCCCUGCUUUCUGUCCAUAGUUAGGCUCUGGACCCUGCAUGGAGCUUCUGGUCUGUCUGUGUGCCAUUGUACUUACUGCUCCCUUUGUUGUGCUCUGUGCAGCUGCCAGUUCUGGAGUGAUACUGUAUAAAAAGUAACUGCUUAACUGUAAUAGACUGAAUUGAAUUACCUGAAUUUAUGGUCAUCAUAGUGGUCGUGUGCUUUUGGGAAACAUGAACUUUGAUGAGAGAUUAUUGCAAAUUAUACUGAUUUGAUUAUCUGCACCAUUUUUCAAACUCUGUUACUAUUAGAAUAUUGCAUACACUGUGAUUUCAUCUUUAAUUGAUGAUGCUGUACUCUGAGUGGUGUGAAGUAUAAAAGUAUAAAUAUACGUCUUAUGGCUAAAUUGACAUUUCUGUCCAGUAAACAUGGCCUUAAAGAAGACUGCUUUUUGCAGCCUCAUUCAAGUCUGUUGUACCAUUUGUUAUAUUUUUAACCUUAUGUACUGACUUUUAAUUUAAACUGGAGUCCAACAUGUGUAAAAUCACACAGCUUUACAGUAGCCUACAUGAAUUUCAUUAUUAAAAAUUAUAACAUAUAGAUACACAAUUGCAUUAUACACUCUCAGAAUAAAAGGUAAACAUGUGUACCUGUACCUUUGCUUGUCACUGGGGCUGUACCCUUAAGAGUCUGCCAAUUCUACCCUUAGCUGUAGGUAAUUCUACCUUUUAAAGUACAGAAAUGGACUCUGAAGAACAUUUCUGUACCAUUGAUGGUACAUUAAUACUGCUUGUACCUUUGGGAUGUUCCUCAGGGUCCAUUUCAGUAACUUAAAAGGUACAAUUACAAAGGAACAGCCCCGGUGACACGCAAAGGUACAAAUUUUUACCCUUUUUCUGAGAGUGUAAUAUGAAGAUAAAGACAGCAGUAAAACUUUAUAAAAUCACCUGUCUCCUAACCGCAGAGUCAUAGGGUUGAAUGCAUGACUAACUUAAUAUUCCCACUCAGUAUGGUGCACACCACCAGUCAGUAGGUGGCAGUAAACACCUGUUAUUUAGAUUAAACGCUCCCGUAAAUGGAUAGAAGAAGGCAAAGAAAUUUGAGUGGGGUUUGUGUACUAUGCAGGAUAUUCUGAAACUGCAAGAAAGUAUGCAUUUUUUAAGGCAAACAAGGAUCCUGCUGUUAGUAAUCAGUUUACUGUUUUACGUAAAUUUCCAGCAUCGUAGGCGGCUGUAUGUAUUCUUAAACUGGAUUUCCCCAAAGACCCCAAUUAUCACAAUGGCUACUUGUAAACUGCCCUUUGACUCUGCUAUAUUUUGUUUUUCAUUCAUUUUACCCUAGAUGCUAGUUUGAUGUGUAAAAACAUUUAGUGAAUCUUUUAUUUCCUAUGUAUUCAGCAAGACUUUUUAUUUUUUCAUACGAAACUUUUUGAAGUGGCUCUGGAGGUGCCACCGUUACCUCACACGUCUGGAGAUGGAUGUUCUUGUGCUGCCUCUGCUGCUUGUGUUUCUCUGUGUGCUUGUGUUUUCUCCCCUUCUUGUUUCCUCGAGGUUCUCCAGAUUCCUCCCACUACAAAAACAUGCAGACAGGCUAUUCCGUUGGUCGUCUUUUGAAUGUUCUGCAAUGGUCUGGCAUCCUAUUCAGGGUAAACCCCUUGCCGCGUGCCCUGUACUGUAUGAGAGAACCACCCCUCUCCACCCCCCCACCCCCCACCCAUUACGUGUGUUAGAUAAAUGAAUGAAGGAAUGAAUGUUACAUUUAUAUAUCGUUUUUCAAGACACCCAAAGCACUUUACAAAACCAAUGGGGAGUCACUUCAACCACUAUCACAGUGCAGCCCCCACCUGAAUGAUGUAACUGCAGCCAUUCUGCACCAGUACACUCACCGCGCAGUAGCUAAAAGAUAUAGGGGAUGUUAAGGAGGCCGGAUGUUGAAAGACAAACAACCAAGAUUUCACCAAAUUCAGGUCAUUUUUAAUAGUUGUAGUGCAACAUCACAACAAACAAUUUCACAUGAGGUAUUCAAAGGAAUUUUUACUUGUUGGUACAAAAUGUCCCACCACGAUUGCGUCAAAUUAUUAUUUUAAAGCCUUUGGUUCAUUAGCCACAUUUGAUCAAAGGAGUCCAGAAACAAACAGACAGACCGUCAGAGAAUAAUUCACAUUUCCAUAUCAUAUAUGGGGAGUAACAAGAAAACGCAAGUCAGUAUUUGGAACGUAAUGAUGCUAUGGUCAGCACGAGAAUCCCCUUUGCUUAGUCAUCAUUUUCAAUUCCAUUAUGACACAAUUUAUGUUAACUCAAACGCCAUGUGAUGGUCACAUGAUGUUUUUUCAGUUCAGUUUGGACAGAAUUAAUGUGACAUUUCAACCAUAAUCAUCUCUGCUUCACUAUUGUUUUUUAUUUGCUUUAAUGCUGUGUCAUUGUUCCUGCCUAAAAAGCUGAGCUCGACAUGUUACCAGUCAGCUGUAUCCAGACUUGCUAUCAGAUCGAAGAAGAGCAAUAAACAUGACAGACGUAAGA